AUGGCAAAGCAUGGUGGUGCAAGCAUCAUGAUAUGGGGAUGUUUCUCAUACUACGGUGUUGGGCCUAUUUAUCGCAUUCCAGGGAUCAUGGACCAGUUUGAGUACAUUAAAAUACUUAAAGAGGUCAUGUUGCCUUAUGCCAAAGAGGAAAUGCCCUUGAAAUGGGUGUUUCAACAAGACAACCCCAAACACACCAGUAAGCAAGCAGCAAUUUGGUUCCAGACCAACAAGAUUAACGUUAUGGAGUGGCCAGCCCAAUCCCCGGACCUUAAUCCAAUAGAAAACUUUCUAUGGACAGAUUUCGAGCGCGCUACCAUCCAGGACAUCUUUUCCAAGAUCGACUACAAGUCUGUCGGUCACCAGGCCCUGUCAAGGUGUCUGGUCGUGUACCCAUGGACCCAGAGGUAUUUCGCCAGCUUUGGAAACUUGUACAACGCCGCUGCCAUCGUGGGAAAUCCCAAGGUUGCUGCCCACGGCCUGACGGUAAUGCAAGGGCUGGAGAAAGCGGCGAAGAACCUGGACAACAUUAAGGCCACUUACGCCGAGUUGAGUGUGCUGCACUCUGAACAUCUGCACGUGGAUCCCGAUAACUUCAAGCUGCUGGCUGACUGCAUUACCAUUGUAGUUGCCUCUGUCCUGGGUGCGAGCUUCACAGCUGAAGUGCAGGCAGUUCUGCAGAAGUUCCUGGCUGUCGUAGUGUCUGCACUCGGAAAACAGUACUAUUAAAUGCUAAAUCUGCUUUGAUGACCAGAGAUUAUUAAUUGUAAAUAUUCUUAAUUUUCUGCGUUGUAGUCGAACUUUGUCGGUUAAUGCAAAUAAAUGUCUAAAUAAUCAAUA
Molecule: messenger RNA, 837 nt
Organism: Hemibagrus wyckioides
Lineage: Eukaryota; Metazoa; Chordata; Actinopteri; Siluriformes; Bagridae
Product: hemoglobin subunit beta-like
Exons: 4
Coding region: 1-726 (241 amino acids)
Biological process (GO): hydrogen peroxide catabolic process; oxygen transport
Cellular component (GO): hemoglobin complex; blood microparticle; haptoglobin-hemoglobin complex
Molecular function (GO): haptoglobin binding; peroxidase activity; organic acid binding
Source: RefSeq, a predicted model, not a curated record